CGAAACUUCGAAACCCUAAACCCGCCCUUUAACCCUGCCAUUGACAGGAGAGGCUAUUCACGCGCUCAAAUCUGUAGGUUUCAAAAUCUUCAGUGUUUCAUUGGGAGGGAAACACUCCGAAGCUCGCAGCCAUGGCGACCACCAGAGUUCAGAGGAUCAUGACCCAGCCCAUCAAUCUCAUCUUCAGAUUUCUCCAGAGCAAAGCUCGCAUUCAAAUUUGGCUUUUUGAGCAGAAGGAUUUGAGGAUUGAAGGGCGUAUCAUUGGGUUUGAUGAGUAUAUGAAUUUGGUUUUAGAUGAUGCUGAAGAGGUCCACAUCAAGAAAAACAUCAAAAAGCCAUUGGGAAGGAUUCUUCUUAAAGGAGACAAUAUCACUCUGAUGAUGAACACGGGAAAAUGAUGUUCUGGAGAAAUUGCCUGAACAAUCUAUUGUUUCUGUGCACCUCAUCACUUACUGUUUCUGCUCAUUCUGUUGCUAUCUUCUCUUUCAACUUGAAUGAAUUUCUCAUGUAAUAUUGAAGACCUCUAGUGAAUUUUACAGAGCUCAUGUACCACCUGUUAUAAUCA
Molecule: messenger RNA, 565 nt
Organism: Telopea speciosissima
Lineage: Eukaryota; Viridiplantae; Streptophyta; Magnoliopsida; Proteales; Proteaceae
Product: small nuclear ribonucleoprotein E-like
Exons: 6
Coding region: 132-398 (88 amino acids)
Biological process (GO): mRNA splicing, via spliceosome; spliceosomal snRNP assembly
Cellular component (GO): U2 snRNP; precatalytic spliceosome; U4/U6 x U5 tri-snRNP complex
Molecular function (GO): RNA binding
Source: RefSeq, a predicted model, not a curated record